AUGUCGACAACGACAGGCGCCUUCAUAGCAGGCGGCAUAGCCGCCUGCGGCGCCGUAACAGCCACACACCCUUUCGAAACAGUAAAAGUACGGUUACAGCUCCAAGGAGAGCUCCAGUCCAAAGACGUUGCAGUCAAAAAGUACAAAGGCGUCUUGCACGGUGUGAGUGUAAUAACGAAGAAUGAAGGUGCCCGAGGGAUCUACCGAGGCAUAGGGUGCGCAUACAUCUAUCAGAUGUUGCUCAACGGGUGCAGGUUGGGUUUCUAUGAGCCGUUGAGGGCAUAUACGACACAGGCUGUUUUUGAAGACUCUAAGGUGCAGUCGCUCGGCGUCAACAUCUUCGCUGGAGCUGCGUCGGGCAUUCUGGGAGCUAUGGCCGGGAGCCCGUUCUUCUUGGUCAAGACCAGGUUGCAGUCAUUUUCACCUACAUUGGCUGUUGGGACGCAGCAUAACUACAAGAAUGCUGUUGACGGGCUAAGUCAAAUCUACAAGUCGGAAGGGUUGAGAGGUUUAUAUCGAGGAAUGGGAGCUUCGAUGGUCAGGACGGGUGCUGGAAGCUCGGUGCAGCUGCCAACGUAUUUCUUUGCUAAAAGGCGAUUGAUCAAACAUGCUGGGAUGGAGGAUGGGCCGGCGCUGCAUUUGUUGAGCAGCACUGUCAGCGGCUUUGUGGUCUGCACUGUCAUGCAUCCCCCGGACACGAUGAUGAAUCGCCUCUACAACCAACGCGGCAAUCUGUACAAGGGCAUAUUCGACUGUCUGUACAAGACUGUGUCGACCGAAGGAGUAUUCGCGCUCUACAAGGGCUUCGGCGCUCAUCUUGCCCGAAUAUUACCGCAUACGAUAUUGACUUUGUCGCUGGCCGAGCAGACGAACAAGAUGGUCAGGAUAUUCGAGAAUAAGCUUCUUCCGGAAUCGAUCAAGGAGAGCAUAUAG
This is a messenger RNA of Cyphellophora attinorum, 933 nucleotides long. RefSeq names its product Mitochondrial oxaloacetate transport protein. The record is from RefSeq and is a predicted model, not a curated record. Gene Ontology annotation, biological process: transmembrane transport. The coding region runs from base 1 to 933 and encodes 310 amino acids. Lineage: Eukaryota; Fungi; Ascomycota; Eurotiomycetes; Chaetothyriales; Cyphellophoraceae. The transcript is spliced from 2 exons.